UGUAAUUUUUCUUCCUUUUUGGUCUAAGGUUUUACCAUUUCUUGAUUUUCUUGAACCCUAGCAAAGUAGCAAUUAGCAAAAGACAUAGCCUUCAGCAUCAGAAAACAGAUUGAACCUCCUUCGUCUUCUUUGUGUUGGUGAAAUCAAAAUGGCUGGUGAAUCUGAUGUCUCUGAAAAUGCACUUUCUUGUGCUAACUGUGGAAAACCCGCAAAUCUUCAGUGUCCAAAGUGCAUUGAAUUGAAGCUUCCUCGUGAAGGUUCUGCUUUCUGCUCCCAGGAUUGUUUCAAGUCUUCGUGGAGCUCGCACAAGUCGGUGCAUGUGAAGGCGAAGCUAUCCUCACCUGGCAUGGGCACUCCAGGUGAGCAGGACUCAAGCUCACCUGGUGAAAGUUGGUUAUACUGCUUGAAGAGAGGGCAGUCACGAACUCCAAAGAUGCCUCACUUUGAUUGGACUGGGACGUUGCGGCCAUAUCCCAUAUCUGUUAAACGCAUUGUUCCAGCUAAUAUUGAUAAACCAGACUGGGCAGAUGAUGGAAUUCCCAAAAUUGAGCCUAAUAGUGACUUCCAGCAUACUGUUGAGAUUAAAUCUCCAGAUCUAAUUGCGAAAAUGAGAGAAACAUGUCGGAUUGCAAGGGAGGUUUUGGAUGCGGCUGCUCGUAUUGUUCGGCCUGGUGUGACAACUGAUGAGAUUGACAAAGUUGUUCACGACACAACUAUUGCUGCAGGAGGAUAUCCAUCACCUCUCAAUUAUCAUUUCUUCCCUAAAUCUUGCUGCACGUCAGUUAAUGAAGUAAUCUGUCAUGGAAUUCCUGAUGCAAGGAAGCUUGAAGAUGGAGACAUUGUAAAUAUUGAUGUCACUGUGUACUAUAAAGGUGUACAUGGUGAUCUCAACGAAACGUACUUCGUGGGAAAUGUUGAUGAAGACUCUCAGAAGCUGGUCAAAUGCACAUAUGAGUGCCUUGAAAAGGCAAUAGCUAUUGUAAAACCCGGAGUACGAUUCCGGGAAAUUGGUGAAGUUAUCAACCGUCAUGCAACUAUGUCAGGCUUUUCAGUGGUAAAAUCAUACUGUGGUCAUGGAAUUGGAGAGCUCUUUCAUUGUGCACCAAACAUUCCUCAUUAUGGAAGAAAUAAAGCAGUUGGUAUAAUGAAGGCUGGACAAACCUUCACAAUUGAACCAAUGAUCAACGCAGGUAUCUGGCGUGAUCGAAUGUGGCCAGAUGGAUGGACUGCUGUCACCGCAGAUGGUAAACGAAGUGCUCAAUUUGAGCACACUCUUUUGGUGACAGACACUGGUGUUGAGGUCCUAACAGGGAGGUUGCAGACAUCACCCAAUGUUUUUCCAUGGUUAAAAUCAUGAAAUUUGUGGCAGUUUUCUGAAAAAAAAUACAUAGAAUGAAUAGAACAUUAGACAACAUUUCAUUGCCCUUUCACUUCUUGCCUCUUUUUGGUGGAUCAUGUUUUGUAACUCAUCAUAAAGUUCAACAUAGAUUGAAUUCUUCCAAACCCCUGUUGUGACAAUAUAAUGUUUGUUUUGUAUAAUUAAAUGUUAGUCAUUUUUAAU
Messenger RNA from Arachis ipaensis, 1561 nucleotides. RefSeq names its product methionine aminopeptidase 1A (gene MAP1A). The record is from RefSeq and is a predicted model, not a curated record. Gene Ontology annotation, biological process: proteolysis. Gene Ontology annotation, cellular component: cytosol. Lineage: Eukaryota; Viridiplantae; Streptophyta; Magnoliopsida; Fabales; Fabaceae. Gene Ontology annotation, molecular function: metalloaminopeptidase activity.